AUGGCACCCCCUCCGCCCGCCAACAUCCCUCUGACCCAGAGGCUUCUGCUCCUCGCCCAGACGCUGCAGUUUGCGUGGUUUGCCGGGCACUUGACUUUGAUCAUCUCCGUUGUUCGCUAUUCCCUCUCAUACUUCACCUUCAACUACUACAGCAGAGUUGCCCGCUGGAGCUACCGACUCACCUUCCUCUCCGCCGCUCUUACCUACGGCAUCGUUGUCUACAAGACGUUGAGAGCCCGCAGCAAGGCUGGAGCUAAGACCCCCCAAAGCCCCUUGGCUCUCAUUGCAGACGAGAAUGUCCAAUAUCUCGCAAUGUCCCUGGUCUGGCUUCUCUCCCCCCAGUACCCUCUGGCCAUGCUCCCCUACGCCAUCUACUCCGUCUUCCACGUCGCUACCUACACGCGCGCCAAUGUGAUUCCCACUGUCACUCCUCCUAAGCCCAUUACUCCGGCCGCUGGUGCUUCUCCUAGUGCCAAGCCCCAAUAUGCGCACAACCCCAUUGCCGACAAGAUUGGCGCUUUCGUUAAGGAGUACUACGAUGCUUCCAUGUCCGUUGUCUCCUCGCUGGAGAUCCUCCUUUGGGUUCGCCUCCUUCUUUCUGCCAUCACCUUCCAGCGCCGUUCCUGGAUUCUGAUUGCCAUCUACACUGCGUUCCUUCGUGCCCGCUUCUCCCAGAGCACUCACGUCCAGAACUCGUUCGCUCUGUUCGAGUCUCGCGUCGACUCUGCCGUCGGCAACCAGGGCACCCCCCCUGCCGCUCGUCAGGCCUGGGAUACCGUUAAGGGAGGCGCUCGCCAGUUCUACGCCUACACCGACCCCAACCGGUACCUUAGCGGCACCUCCGUCCCCAAGAAGACCUCGUAA
Molecule: messenger RNA, 864 nt
Organism: Colletotrichum truncatum
Lineage: Eukaryota; Fungi; Ascomycota; Sordariomycetes; Glomerellales; Glomerellaceae
Product: endoplasmic reticulum protein
Biological process (GO): endoplasmic reticulum tubular network organization; membrane organization
Cellular component (GO): membrane; endoplasmic reticulum
Source: RefSeq, a predicted model, not a curated record